Auanema sp. JU1783 is the source of this 4452-nucleotide messenger RNA. NCBI's taxonomy places the organism in Eukaryota, Metazoa, Nematoda, Chromadorea, Rhabditida, Rhabditidae. The record is from the annotation of a GenBank genome assembly.
AUGGUCGGCUGUUUCCAUGAGUUUUGUGAAGGACCCAGUCCUUUGAGAUUGGAAAAACGACUGCCAGCUUUACCCGUUGAAUAUCUGUGGCAAAUCCAGGAAAACUUCGAAUACUUGAUCUCAAGUAAAAAAUCAACGAGCAGGAGAAGGAGAAAGAACCAAAGUAACUACAUAGCAAAUCCUCAAUUUCUCCAAUUAGCUCCUCCAUAUCAUCACAUACCCAACACCCCAUACUUCCGGAGAGCUUACAUAGUUCCUCCACCGAUUGUUAAUACGGAAGGCUUGUCUUCUUUACAAAGAAUUAUCAAUCGUUAUCUUUUGAGUAUGAAAAUAAUAGGAGGAUAUUGGAAGGAGGCAGUGUCGUUGUUACCUUGUUUCUCUGAUAGUAAUAUACGAGGGGCGACGAUUAAUGUGGAAAUACGGGAUCUUGGGACAGGUGACAGUGGAAAAGUUCAAUUGGAUUAUGAUCCAUGGGCCAGUUCAUUUGAUAUCAUACCUCUCCAACCAUUUUUCAAUUCUGAAUCCAGUGAAAUUCCUUUUGUGACAGUAGCUUUAGGAACAGUUACAUAUUCUGAAAUCGAAGUGAAUGUCACCUGUAUCUCUAGAAAACCAGCUUUCAAGCCGUACUCCAUAACAAAAACACUUGGAGCUUACUUUGAGAUUCCCCUAGAGAAAGGGAAAUCUGAUUGCAAUGUGUUGCUUAUUGAGGCGAAGCGAGUUCUAUCUGAUGGCCUUAAAUCUCGCAGCAAAACGUUGGUCAUACCUUUCUUGAGAGCUGCUUCCUCAUACAAACCAUCAUGGAUUCAAAUCCAGGAGCCGAGAGGGUUCUAUAAAGUGGGAGAGAAAGUGGAUGUUCGAAUAAAUAAGGGUAAAGUGAAUGUUCCCAGAAAUUACAUGGUAUUAUGUAAUUCUUUUGACAUAAUUAGUGUUGGCAAAAUACGAGAUGAUAAUACUCUGAAGAUUCCUGUAACUGCAAAUAUGCUCGGAGAAUGUUACAUCUUUGUUUAUUCCAACAAAUCGCCUUAUACGGUGGAUAUGAUGCUAUUUUUCGUUGACGAAAUAUGCGAAGCUAGCACAACCUCUUCUAAACUAGAAUUGAAGCCAGGCCACAAUGUUACUUUCGGAAUGAACGGCAAACCCAAUUCUUUGGUUUUGCUUCGAGCCAUUAACGAUCAGCUUAACUUCUUGAAAAAAAACAGCGAAGAAAAACGGUAUAAGAGCUGGGACUUUGGCUUCUUCCAAAGCGCCGAUCCCAACCAUCAACAGUCUCGUUUGAGAAACUUUGUAGAUCUUAAGAGCAUUGAGAGAGAGACUGAGAAAAAUUGUCAUAAAGCAGGAAGCUUAUACAGUGAUAUGUUCGGGAAAUGUCCAAUUGCGAAAGCUAGCAACUCGAUGAUUUCUGAUUUCUGUUUGAAGAAGAUGAUCGAGCACUGUCUGAACCCUGUUUCAAAUACCAAAACAACUGCUUACUCGUGCGCAACCUCUGAAUGUGCUGCUAAGAGCCGAAUCGAAAAUAUUAAAGCUGCUAGUUUUCUCGGAGCAAGAACAGCAAACUAUAUGGAGCAAACAGAACCAAUCUUCGAUGAGCCGGUAUUACAACCGGAUGAUGAUGGAUCUCCGAUUCGUCAGCGUUUCCAUGAAGUAUGGCUCUUCGACGUGGUUAAAUUAGAUGAUUCCGGUUUUAUGACGACAACCGUCACUGCUCCUGAUAAUAUAGGUCGAUGGGCUGUAGCCUCUGCCUAUUGGGCUCCCGGUCACCCAAACUUGUGCAAUGCUAAAACAAUAGAAAUUGUGUCGAAAAAGAACUAUUUUCUGGAAGUUGACAUACCACGUCAUGCUUACAGCAAUGAGUCUGUGUCUGUGAAAGUUUCAGUGACAGCUCUUCAACCACAAACAGAAAAGAAGCUCUCAAUCUGCAUGUCUGAUUUAUCACGCAAGAUUUGUGCUGAUGUUGGAGCGAACGGUCGUACCGGAGAAUCAAUUUAUUCGAGAGUGAUUGUGUCUCCAAACGCACCGAUUGUCACGAAGACGUUCACGAUGAAGUUCUUAGGAGAUGGGGUCAUGAAUAUUUUGUUCCAACUUCGAGAACAGAAAGAGUAUCCGGGAAAGAAACACUGUGACAUCGGCCAAGUGUAUGAUUCAGUAAGAAUCAAAACAAAAGUUUCGCGAAGAGUUGAAGCGGAGGAAAUGUACAAAGUCUUGAUUGUUGAUCCUGAUAAACCACUUCAUAAAAAUGAUUUCCCAAGAACUACCGUAUGUAAGGACGAACGUAUGUACAACUACUACAACUUGCCUCUCGAUAACCCUGUUAUUUCCAAAUCAAUCGAAAUAAGUGAAUGCCGAGGUGCUGAUGGUGCACUACACACGGAAGUUUUCACCAAUGUUUUGGAUGCCGACGUUGUCCAGAUCUUCACAGUUGACAUUCACAGAUUUCUGCCAAACAAAGAGAAGUACAGCUUUGCUCAGCGUAGAGUCAAAAGAAACCAUGUUGAUGUUCGGCGUUUAUCUUUGAACGAAGUUCUGAUAAGACUAUCUGUGGAGUUGUAUCACUUCAAAAGUUUGAGAACAGAAGAGAACACUAAACCGGAAACGAUUGAACGAUCUGAGAAAAAAAUUGGAUCUCUUAUUUCUGAGAUGCUGCUUUUCUCUGAUUGUCAUGUGGGAGAUAGUAUGUGCGGGUUUUCAGAAUAUGAAGAACCAACACAGGAGAGUCAACGUGAUCCUCUUCUGACAGCUAUAUCAGCAUCUCUGAUUUGUCAAGGAGCCAUUAAUAAUGAAAAGGCUUGUGGUCCUGUGAAGUUUAUUGAAAACCUGUUGUUAGAAAACCGACGACUUGAGGAUAUAGAUAUAUCCCAUUUGAUUGAUUUGGAUAAUCCCAUUGAUCGUCGAUGGUUCUUGAUUUCCAUGUUCCUCCAAGUACUUGAGGAUUGUUUAGCGUUGCAAUGUCCAAGAAACCAAUCUGCUUGGUCAAAACUAUUUUUCGACUUCGACAAUUUGGAUGAUAAUUUCAACUUCGAUGAUCGAACGUUAGCCGCUCUGGCAUUCUUGAGCCCGAAAGGCAUAACGGAGUUGAUGAGAAUCAAGAUGAUGGGUAGAAGAAAAAAUGCUAUUCCGUUCUGGUCUGCUGGCAAAGACAACAUUAAAAUUCUAUCGCACCGUAUGAGCACUUUCGAUAAGCACUCCGCUGUCAGGAAGCUGAGAACGGGUGACGUCCUUGCAAAUUCAUUGGGCAUCUUAUCAUUUAUCGUUCCUGCAGCUGAAAGCGAACAAUUGAAUUGGGAUAGUCUUGCUAGUUGGUUAUAUGAACAACAGCAAGAAGAUGGAGGAUUCCGUGGAGUUUUGGAUACUUUCUAUGCUACAAGAGCUAUCUAUGAAUACAGAUAUAGAAAAGUGAAUGAGAACAGUGAAAUGCAAUUGAAAGUAGUCUGUGAAAACGGACCGUCCUAUGAAGUCAAUGUUACCAGCACAGCUUCUGAAUUCUACUUUCCAACGAACGUUCGCAAUUUCACUAUAAUUACAAGGGGUCACGGAAAACUCAGAGUAGGAAUUCAUAUGUUGGCCAGCAAGAAACAACGUUCACGCAGAGGCUUAACCCAGGAUAAUUAUUACCCUGUUCGUUUCUCAAUUGAUCAAGAAGUUAUUGCAAAUGGAGUGUUGAAGCAGACAGUUUGUUUCACUAUUCGCUCAGCAAUCAUGACAGACUUAGAGAUUACUCAUGGUAUAUACACAGGUUAUUCUUUGAAACCUAGCAAUGUGGUUUUGCAUCAAAACUCGAGCUUUGCAAGCUUCCGUACUUAUCCCAGUGUUUCUUCCUAUGCUGCUCAUUUCGUGCUUCAAGGUUUGAAAUCAACCAUACCCACUUGCUAUGAAGUUGGUUUGGCGGAACCCAAUUACCAUCACGAACCUCUGUAUCUCGCACCUGUGGCUCUACAAGCCAAGCAUGUUUUUGAAGGACUUGUCGGUAUGGCUCUCAUAACCCAUCCAGAUCAACUACCACGCUUCCGACGAGGUUCUCAGCCAAUCAUUGUGAGAUCAAUGAACUCAUUGAAAAGGAGUCGACGUGACAUAAUAAAUGAUUCAGUGGAUACUGUCUGCUUCAAAGGAGGAACCUGCGCAUGUGCCGAAACAACCUGCUCUGUGAAUUGUGGGCUUUGUGAACUAGAUACUACUGAAGAUUUGGAAGAAAUUCUGAAAGACGAGGAUAAAUAUGUUGCUCUCGGAGAAGCAGUGCAUAAAUACGAAAUAACCAGUGGUGAUGAUGUUUAUACAGUAAUUCGCUUGGAAAUAAAAUUUAAGACAGGAUAUAGAGAACAUCUGCUAUCCAAUUUCUUGAAUGUAUGGAUACGGAAAUGCAGCUACUACAAAUGUGUACCGGAUAACGACAUUAAGAAAUCAAAAUUCUACGUAAUUGGUGACGUAGAGGGGAUCUCUGUGGAUUCGGAUGCAGAGUGA